Lucilia cuprina (Australian sheep blowfly) is the source of this 1623-nucleotide messenger RNA. RefSeq names its product 26S proteasome regulatory subunit 4 (gene Rpt2). The transcript is spliced from 3 exons. Gene Ontology annotation, biological process: proteasome-mediated ubiquitin-dependent protein catabolic process. NCBI's taxonomy places the organism in Eukaryota, Metazoa, Arthropoda, Insecta, Diptera, Calliphoridae. Gene Ontology annotation, molecular function: proteasome-activating activity; ATP binding; ATP hydrolysis activity. Gene Ontology annotation, cellular component: proteasome regulatory particle, base subcomplex. The record is from RefSeq and is a predicted model, not a curated record. The coding region runs from base 157 to 1476 and encodes 439 amino acids.
AUAUUUACUACAAUUUUAGACAACCGUGGCAUUUGCCAUGACAAACAAAAUUUUUAGCCGAUUGUGUUAGCAUUGCAGAAAAGAAAAAACAGCAGAAUAAAAGUAAAAUAAAUUCUAAUUUUUCAAUAAUAAUUGUUUAAAAUACACAAAGGAAAAAUGGGUCAAAAUCAAUCGGCUCAAGGGGGAUCUGGUGAUAAAAAAGAUGACAAAGACAAAAAGAAGAAGUACGAGCCUCCAAUCCCAACUCGUGUGGGCAAAAAGAAGAAGCGUGCAAAGGGUCCUGAUGCGGCUAUGAAAUUGCCCCAAGUGACUCCUCAUACGCGAUGCCGUUUGAAGCUAUUAAAAUUGGAACGCAUCAAGGAUUAUCUGAUGAUGGAGGAGGAAUUCAUACGCAACCAGGAACGCCUCAAGCCCCAGGAUGAGAAAAAUGAAGAAGAACGUUCCAAGGUCGACGAUUUGAGAGGCACACCCAUGUCGGUUGGUAAUUUGGAAGAGAUUAUUGACGAUAAUCAUGCCAUAGUAUCGACCAGUGUGGGUUCGGAACAUUAUGUUAGUAUAUUGUCAUUUGUUGAUAAAGAUCAACUCGAGCCUGGUUGCUCGGUGUUGUUGAAUCACAAAGUUCAUGCUGUAGUCGGUGUUCUCAGUGAUGACACAGAUCCCAUGGUGACCGUAAUGAAGUUAGAAAAGGCUCCGCAGGAAACUUAUGCUGAUAUUGGUGGUUUGGAUACUCAAAUUCAAGAAAUUAAGGAAUCGGUGGAACUACCUUUAACACAUCCAGAGUAUUAUGAAGAAAUGGGAAUAAAGCCACCCAAGGGUGUUAUUUUAUAUGGACCACCCGGAACUGGCAAAACACUUUUGGCAAAAGCAGUCGCUAACCAGACGUCUGCUACGUUUUUGCGCGUUGUAGGCUCUGAAUUAAUUCAAAAAUAUUUAGGUGAUGGACCAAAAUUAGUCAGGGAACUUUUCCGUGUCGCCGAAGAACAUGCUCCUUCCAUUGUAUUCAUUGAUGAAAUUGAUGCUGUAGGUACUAAACGUUACGAUUCCAAUUCGGGUGGUGAAAGAGAAAUUCAAAGAACUAUGUUGGAAUUGUUGAAUCAAUUGGACGGUUUUGAUUCCAGAGGAGAUGUGAAGGUUAUUAUGGCCACAAACCGUAUCGAAACUUUGGAUCCUGCUCUUAUUCGUCCCGGUCGUAUUGAUCGUAAAAUAGAAUUUCCCCUGCCCGAUGAAAAAACCAAACGUCGCAUUUUCAAUAUUCAUACAUCACGUAUGACCUUAGCCGAAGAUGUCAACCUCAGCGAAUUAAUCAUGGCCAAGGAUGAUUUAUCUGGUGCCGACAUCAAAGCUAUAUGCACUGAAGCUGGUUUAAUGGCUCUUCGUGAAAGACGUAUGAAAGUUACUAACGAGGACUUUAAAAAAUCUAAGGAAAGUGUUUUGUACCGGAAAAAAGAGGGCACUCCCGAAGGUCUUUAUUUAUAAAUCAUUAUUAUAUAAUAUUACAUUUACAAUUUAAUAAAACGAAAACAAAAAGAUCUUAAAUAAGAACUUUUUACAUAAAAUCUGUAUGCGACUGCACUUUCAAUAAAUCUGUUGCCUUGGGCAAUUCUUGUGUGAACUUUUCCAUUA